AUGAUUCCAUUUUUCAAAAUUGGAAUUGUUUUAAUAAGACAAGUAAGCAAGCCCAUAUCAGGUUAUAUAAAAAAAAAAGCUAUAGAAAAUAAAAAAUUUAAAAGUAUAUGUAUAUAUUGUGGCAAGAAAUAUUACUUCUUUGAACAAUAUAUACAGAAAAAAUUUUACAAUUCAAAUGCAACAAAUGUUAACUACAGCUCAUAUAUAAGUGAAAACAAAUCAGUUAAUGUAGGAAGUGAAAUACUUGGAGAAACCAUUAUCUUCUUAGUAGCAGCAUUAAUUAUUAUAGCUGAAUACAAAAGGAAUAGCUUAAAAGAAGCCAAAAAAGAAAUGAUACUAAACCAUAAAUUAGAAACGUUAAAACUACAAGUCAUGGAAUUACAAAAAGAAAAUGAUGAAAUUAUGAAAAUAGUUUUACCAAAUAAAAAAAAUGUUAGAGAUAGUAGAACAUUCGAUGUUAAUCAUUCAAAUUUUUUUAAAGAUAUUUACAACCGAAUUUUCACCAAAUCUAAUGAUAAUACAACAUAUGAAGAUGAUGGGGGGGAAUAA
Molecule: messenger RNA, 549 nt
Organism: Plasmodium gonderi
Lineage: Eukaryota; Apicomplexa; Aconoidasida; Haemosporida; Plasmodiidae
Product: OPA3-like protein
Exons: 1
Coding region: 1-549 (182 amino acids)
Biological process (GO): regulation of lipid metabolic process
Cellular component (GO): mitochondrion
Source: RefSeq, a predicted model, not a curated record